Molecule: messenger RNA, 1062 nt
Organism: Plasmodium malariae
Lineage: Eukaryota; Apicomplexa; Aconoidasida; Haemosporida; Plasmodiidae
Product: conserved protein, unknown function
Exons: 1
Coding region: 1-1062 (353 amino acids)
Source: RefSeq, a predicted model, not a curated record
AUGCUGAGUUGUAAAUUAAUAUUAUAUGGGAAAAGGCCAUUAAAACAUCUACGUUCAGCAACUGAUUUUAAGUCGUAUCGUUCUGCUAGUAAUAGUAGUAGCAGUAGUGGUAAUAAGGAAAAAAUGAGUAAUAAAAUAUACACGCAAAAAAGGAUAAUAAAAAGAGAUAGACUACUCGGUAGUAUUAAACCAUUCAUAAACGAAAAAUGUGAUACCCCGGAAAGUAAUGUAAUAGCAUAUUAUUUAUGUAAAUUAUUGAAUUUACAAAUUUUGAAAAAUGCAUAUGAGAACAUUGGUUGUAAAGUUUUGUAUAAAGAACCAUAUUUAUAUGUAGAGAGUUGUGAGUAUUUUAAUCAACAAGAUAGUUCAGGUGUGUUUUUUAAAAAUGGAUGUGUAGUAAUAUGGAAUAUGAAGAAAAAUAAUAUAACAAAAUUCUUACAUUUUUGUAAAAGUCAUAUAAACAUAAAUGAGACUAUAGAAACCUACGAUUUUGAAGAAUUAGAAGUACAAAAUGUGAAUAAUAAAAGUUAUGUAAAUAAUUCUAUUAUUUACUUAAGUUCUAAUAAUUAUAGAACGACAGAUAAGAUUUCUUUCUCUUUUGGAUUAUUAAGUGCUGUUAGAUUAAAUAAUUUAGAAAAAAAAAUUGAAAAUAAACUACUUUUAGAAAAUAAUAAUAUAGAAAUUUUAAAAAAAAAAAUUAAAUCAACAAACUUAGACCUAUUAUCAAAACAGUUAUUCACGUCAAAAAUUACUUUACACAAUUUAAGAUAUGAAUUAAACAUUGAACAAGAUAUACUUGAUGUUCCUGAGGCUUUAUGGGAAUUAGAAUACCAGAAAAAAUUAUUUCUUAACAUUUUAAAUAUCUUUGAUAUUAAGCAAAGGGUCGACUUAUUAAAUCAUAGACUAACUUGGACUUUUGAUUAUUUAAACUCAUUUCUUGAUUAUGUUAACCAAAAACAUUCUUCGAGGUUAGAGAGGAUUAUAAUUAUAAUCAUUGGACUUGAGCUGAUGCUCGGGGUUAUGCAGAUGAUUAACACGGUGGGAUUUGUAAGUUUGCAAUAA